AUGGGUUCUGUUAAACAAAGAUCUAUUCAUCAGAAUGAGAAGGUUGAAUGCUUUUAUCCGAGGUUUCUGAUGUUAUUUUUAAAUGAUAAGAUGAAUGAGGCUGAUAGGAACAUGUAUGUCGAUUCUCCUGUGGUUCCUAUUCAGAGGACUUGUGCUAAGAUUCAGACCAGGCUGGUCAACAAGAAGAAGCAUGAGAAUGUGCCACUGGUUGUGACUCCUUUCAUGCUGGAGCAGUUUAGUGCUCCAUUUCAGCCUGUUCAAGUCCCUGAACCUCUACAACAACAUCAAUAUCAACAACAACAACAACAACAACAACAACAGCAGCAACAUGCUCAACCAGAAAUGCAAGAACAACAACAACCACCUCAACAAAACCUCCAACCACUACAACUCAUCCAAGACUACCAAUCCUCCAGCCAAUCCUCACACCACUCACCAUACAACCCUCCAUACAACUCACCAUAUCAAUCACCUUACCAAUCACCAUACAACUCUCCUCGCCAAUCUCAAAACCAAUCCCCUCCGCACUACAACUUCUUCCCUGAACAACAAUCAUCAAUAUUUCCUUCACAGUCUGAACCUAUACCUUCACCUACCCAUACACAUCACAUUCCCCAAACACAAUCCACCUCUCAACCCCUGCCAUCUGAUUCUGCUAUCAAUCCAGAGCUACAGGACUUCAGGACUGACUUACAGGUAGCUCAGCAAAGGGUGGCAGAACCGGAAACAACUGCCGCUGCAUCCAUUUCCUCCCAAAAGGAUUUGGACACUGAAAUGGUAAAUAUAUAG
Molecule: messenger RNA, 789 nt
Organism: Daucus carota subsp. sativus
Lineage: Eukaryota; Viridiplantae; Streptophyta; Magnoliopsida; Apiales; Apiaceae
Exons: 2
Coding region: 1-789 (262 amino acids)
Source: RefSeq, a predicted model, not a curated record